Molecule: messenger RNA, 2019 nt
Organism: Exophiala viscosa
Lineage: Eukaryota; Fungi; Ascomycota; Eurotiomycetes; Chaetothyriales; Herpotrichiellaceae
Product: major facilitator superfamily domain-containing protein
Exons: 8
Coding region: 276-2000 (574 amino acids)
Biological process (GO): transmembrane transport
Cellular component (GO): plasma membrane
Molecular function (GO): transmembrane transporter activity
Source: RefSeq, a predicted model, not a curated record
CCGAAUCAAUCGGAAGCGAUGUACGGAGUACAGCGAGCAAUCCGGCAAGUGGGUAUCAUGCUCUCCUUUCUCCGUCCGAGACUCCUCCUCCACAUUCUCCAUAAAGAAAACUCUGGGGAACGCAUAGAGCACUCAAACUAUAUGUAUUCUCUGGUAAUGCUUCUCACACCACUUGCGACAGCAUUCCGUCCAUCCGCAGAAGUUGACCUUGUCCACGUCCGAGUAUCACCCGCGCACCUGUACCUUCCUCAGGCUUCCUGCCUAGACUAGGCGCCAUGGAGCAGAAAUCUCAACCAGACGCCCAAGUGGAAACCGCGGAGCAGAAUCUGGACAGACAAAUGACUACGGACACCGUUGCUCUAGAGCACUCUUACCACACUUCCCUCCGCACUUGGACACUCAUCUUCAUCCUCGGGCUUGCAUGGGGAACCUGUACCCUGGCCAACGUGGGACCAGGCACGACUUCCUCGUACGUCGCAAAGACAUUUGGCGGAACGACAUCGUCGUCAUGGAUUCCGAACGCAGGCCUCUUCCCUCUUAUUGGGCUUCAGCCUUUAUGGGGCGCAUUGAGUGAUCGGUUUGGAAAGAAGUGGUUUCUCGUCUCAGGAGGCGUGUUGGGUAUAGCGGGCAACAUCAUUGCCGGCAAAGCCUCCAAUAUCAACCAGGUCAUUGGAGGUCAAGCUAUCAAUGGUGUGGCCGCAUCUCUCCUGCUCCUGGCUAUUCCCACAAGCAUGGAAGUUGUCCCGGCCAAAACACGUCCGUAUGCGCAAGGAUUCUCGGCCAUUUUGAACGGCCUUGCGGCCAUUGUCGGACUCGUAGAGUCUGGUGGCUUUGCCCAAAUGUCCACGGAAGGAUGGCGCUGGGUUUACUAUUUCAACGCCAUCUUUUUCGGCCUUUGUGCUGUGCUGAUUGCUGUGGCAUACCGCCCUCCACCAACUAAGCUGCGCCGCGAGAAUUCCAUCUCCAACGAACUCAAGUCUGUGGACGCUAUUGGAACCAUCACAUUGCUUCUUGGUGUCGUCGGCGUCGUAACUGCCCUUACAUGGGGCGGUAACAUCUACAGCUGGUCGAGCGCCCGUGUCAUUGCCAUGUUGGUAGUGGGAGUUUGCUUCCUGGUCGGCUUUGGUUUCUACGAAAGCUUUGGACGCAAAGAUGGCCUGAUCGACCAUCGCUUCCUCUCCUCUCGAAACUUUCCAGUGAUCUUGGCCGUCGCCUUUGUAGACGGCAUGCUAUUGUACGGCAUCAACGCCUUCUUCCCGGUCGAGGCUGAGGCCAUCUUCACGAGUAACCUGCUGAAAGUCAACUUGUACCUCCUUCCACUCAACGUCACUGUGCUGUUGGGAUGUUUCGGGUCAGCUAUCUUGCUCGGCCGCUUCCAUCACUAUCGACUCAUGCUGGUGGUGUCACUUGUCAUUGCUGGCCUCUUUCUAGGCCUCCUUGCGCUGGUAACGCCGUCGAAGGUCGCCAUGACUUGUGUUUUCACUGGUAUCAUUGGCAUCUGUGUUGGAGUGACGACGGUUGUUCCUGUGGUCGUCAUGUCAUACUCGGUUCCUUCGUACUUGCUUGGUACCGCCGAGACUCUCCUCGCUUCGACACGUGCUCUUGGAGGUGUGGUUGGAAUUACAAUCUUUGCCACGGUUUAUGGCAAUGCCAUGAAAGCCAAUCUUCCCACUGGCGUCGCCGAGGCUGCCAUCGGCGCGGGUCUUCCGAAAUCUUCCAUUACGGCCUUUCUGGGAGCGCUGUUAUCUAGCAUCGGCAGCCUUACCGAUGUUAAAGGCAUAACUCCAACCAUCAUUGAUGCUGCCCUUGUCGCGAUCAAAGACAUCUCCGCUCGUUCAUUUCGAUUCGUAUGGAUUGCAAACAUGGCCAUCGCAGUCGCUGCUGGGUUGCUGUGUGUCUUGCUGAAGCCGGUCAAAGAUGAGAUGACGGAUCAUGUUGAGAGUGCGUUGGAAAUAGGACAAUUGAGGAAGAAACAGAUGCACGAUUCCCAGCACGACUAGGAUCUGGCACAUAUGGCUU